Thalassophryne amazonica is the source of this 798-nucleotide messenger RNA. It is a transcript of the gene mrps18b, whose product is annotated as mitochondrial ribosomal protein S18B. Gene Ontology annotation, biological process: mitochondrial translation. The transcript has 7 exons. NCBI's taxonomy places the organism in Eukaryota, Metazoa, Chordata, Actinopteri, Batrachoidiformes, Batrachoididae. Gene Ontology annotation, cellular component: mitochondrion; ribosome. Gene Ontology annotation, molecular function: structural constituent of ribosome. Bases 3 to 794 code for a protein of 263 amino acids. The record is from RefSeq and is a predicted model, not a curated record.
CGAUGAUACCCCUUUAUUCUGUCUUCUCGUUCUGGUUUUGUGAAGAAGCCAACAUGGCGGCUCGGAACUUUCUUUACCCUUUGCAAAAAGUCACCACACGAGGAGCGGCUGUGUUUUUCUGUCGCUUUUUAGCUUCCUCUGCUACCAAACCGCUGCGACUUUAUAAGUCCAGCUUGCAGAGAUUACCAGGCUCCUCCCCCUUUAUAUCCUCAAGUCACUUAUUCUGCACAGCGGCACCGGUGAAGGAUAAGGAUCCUGGGAGCCGAUACAAGGAUGCCCCCUGGGAUUACUUGGAGAGUGAAGAGUACAUCAGUAGGUAUGGAACCAAUCCAGCGUGGACCGGUUACAGGAGGAACCACAAAGGUGGCAUACCCCCACAGAAGACCCGCAAGACUUGCAUUCGAGGAGAGAAGAUUUGUGGAAACCCUUGUCCAGUUUGCCGGGAUCCAAACAUUAUCAUCCACCAUCAGAAUGUGAAAUUGUUGCAGCAGUUCAUCAGUCCUCACACUGGAAUGGUGUUCGAUGCCACUCAAACAGGUGUGUGUAGGAAACAACAGAAGAAGUUAAAUGAGGCCAUCAACCUUGCCCGAGACCAGGGCUUGUUGCCAUUUCAGAUUCCACAUGUGGACUUUUCAGGAGUGGAUUACUCUAAUUCUCACGAUGCUGUGGGCUCCACACCACCUCCCUCGUUCAUGACAUCUGGUGAGACUUGGUAUAAGUGGUAUGGUGAGAUUACGCCGGAUGAGGAAGAAGUGGCUAAAGUGAGGAAGCUCUACAAACCUUAUUUGAAGUAGUGGG